AUGUCUUCCUCACGGCCCCAUGGCGGUGAUGAGCCCGAGUCUUCACCUCGUUCUUCGCCUCCCUCUAAAAUCGACACUUCAUCUCGCCCAAGACCUCGACCCAAACUCGUUUCUUUUGGCCGCGACUCCCUAGCUGGUGGACGUCCAGACGCAGAGGGCCACCCCCACGUGGAAUUCAUAACCGACUCCGAACCUACCAUCAUACCCCAACGAAUGUCUUCCGAAGUCGACCCACUCCUUAAGGAGGCCCUGUCGCCCGACGACGAAGAUGACGACUGGAUGGGUGGAACAACAAGUCGAGGAGGACCAAGAGCACCCUAUCUCCUUUCACUCGGCCUGAGCAAGUCGAUGCUUGCCCUGGUAUGGAUCGCCGGCCCUCUCUCUGGUGUACUCGUCCAGCCCUAUGUCGGUCUCAAGAGUGACAACUGCCGCUUGCGCUGGGGAAAACGGAGACCGUUCAUCAUUGGCGGCGCUGCCGCAACCAUAGUCUCCCUAAUGGUUCUGUCCUGGGCAAAGGAAAUCAUCGGAGGCUUCUUAGGUCUUUUCGGUGCCAACCCAGAGUCUACCUUUGUCAAGACGAGCAUCAUGCUCUUCGCUGUUCUGUUCGUAUACGUAUUGGACUUCGCUAUCAACGUCAUCCAAGCUGGUGUACGAGCAUACAUUGUCGACGUCGCGCCCACACAUCAACAAGAGUCUGCCAACGCAUGGUUGAUGCGUUCGGCGGGUAUUGGCAAUAUCCUAGGCUACCUGGCCGGCUAUGUCAAGCUACCGGAGUACCUCCCAUGGCUCGGUGAUACCCAGUUCAAGGUUCUUUGUGCCAUCGCCUCUUUUGUCAUGGCUGUCACGGUUGGCAUCAGUUGCUCCACUUGCUCCGAACGCGACCCACAGUUUGACACGGCUCCUGCCGAACAACAAGAUGGCGUCCUCGCUUUCUUCAGGGGUCUUGCGCGCUCAGUCAAGAAACUGCCUCCACAGAUCAAAAAGGUUUGUGCGGUCCAGUUUUUUGCUUGGAUCGGAUGGUUUCCUUUCCUCUUCUACAUCACUACCUAUGUUGGCGAGAUCUUUGCGGAUCCCAUUUUCGAAAAAGACCCUCAUCUACCAGACUCCAGGAUCGAUCAAGUCCUAGAAGACGGUACAAGAAUUGGCACUAGAGCCCUUCUCAUCUUCGCCAUCACUACCUUUCUCUCCUCUGUCAUUCUCCCAUUUGUCAUUCCCCCAACCUUCCAAGCACCGGAGCCAGAUCGUCCAAUGACACCAGCAACGCCCAUGACACCCGCAACCCCACAUUCCAUGGGCGGCUCCGGCUACUUUGCCCUGAACCACACACCAAGAGGAACCCCGACGACGAUCAUGGAGAAGAUUUCAAAGUCACUGGAGAUGUUGCAGAUCAAGUCACUCACCCUACGUCGCGCCUGGUUCAUCUCGCACAUUCUCUUCGCUGUGCUCAUGGUACUUACCUUUUUCGUCCACAGCACAUGGGGCGCUACCAUCCUCGUCGGCGCCAUAGGAAUCCCCUGGUGCGUAACCAACUGGGCCCCCUUUGCCAUCAUUUCGUCUGAAAUCUCCAAACGCGACGCCAUCCGCCGCGGCAUCAUCAAGCCCCGCGACCGCGAAUCCCAGCUCAUCGCCGAAGGCGAAGACGACGGCUCCGGCGCAGACUCUGCCGGCGUCGUCCUCGGCAUCCACAACGUAGCCAUCGCCGCCCCUCAAGUCAUCGCCACCCUGGUCAGCGCCAUCAUGUUUAAGCUCCUCCAAAAACCACGCGGCACCGCUGCGACACAAGCGUAG
Pyrenophora tritici-repentis Pt-1C-BFP is the source of this 1788-nucleotide messenger RNA. The record is from RefSeq and is a predicted model, not a curated record. Lineage: Eukaryota; Fungi; Ascomycota; Dothideomycetes; Pleosporales; Pleosporaceae.